AUGUCCGCCGCCACAGAUAAGGCUCGAUUCUUUCUCGAGCAGUCGGUGCCCGAGCUCAAGGAGUACGAGCGCAAGAAGCUUUUCACUAAGGAUGAAAUCACCUCGAUCAUCAAGAAGCGGUCCGACUUUGAGCACAAGCUCAAUGCGCGCGGAGCGGCUCCCGUCGAUUUUGUCCGAUAUGUCGAAUACGAGAUGAAUCUGGAGACCCUGCGAAAGAAGCGAGUAAAGAGACUGGGAAUUCGGUCAGCUGGACACAGCGGCCAACGGCGCAUUUACUUCAUUCUGGAUCGUGCCACUCGCAAGUUCCACGGUGAUCUCAACCUCUGGAUUCAGUAUAUUGAAUAUGCGCGGAAACAAAAAGCCAACAAGAAGCUUUCCAUCAUCUUCACGGACGCCCUUCGGUUCCACCCGACCAGCGCAGAGUUAUGGGUCUACGCCGCCAAGUACGUGCUCGAUGACCAUGCGGAUAUGUCGCAGGCGCGAAGCUAUAUGCAGCGCGGUCUCCGUUUCUGCAAGAGCUCAAGAAACCUCUGGCUUCAGUAUGCCAAGUUGGAAUUGAUCUACAUCGCCAAGCUGAUCGCUCGUCAACGGAUAUUGGGAUUGGACGAGGAGCGGCCGACGAAAGUCGAGGUGGCCGGGGAAGGGCUGGACGGUGACAUGAUUGCGCUUCCGGACAUUACCGACGAAGAUGUCAACCCAACACGGAAUGAUGGUGAAGUCGAUGAGCAAGCGUUGCAAAACCUGAACUCCACCCCGGCGCUGACCGGUGCGAUCCCCAUUGCCAUCUUUGAUGCUGCGAUGAAGAACUUCCACAACGAGGACCGAUUCGGCGCCGAAUUCUACGAGAUGGUUUUGGAAUUCCGGGAUGCGCCCUGCCUGCAGAAGAUCCUGGGGCACGUGGUGGACACCAUGCGGGCGCACAAACCUACCAGUCCCCGUACGCAGAUCUGUUACAUCAAAUUCCCCACUGCAGGCAUUCAUGUCACAUCUGCGGAGUUCCCUCGAGCCCUUGGUACCUCUCUGGCCCGUCUCCGCGAGUCAGCUCUAACCCAUGAUCUGGCCCAAGAGGUGGUGAGCUGGCUGCAACCCAUUGCGGACACGGAGGACCUGGACCCUUCGCUGAAGAAGGUCAUCCAGGCCACAUUGCGCACCGCGGAGCGUGCAUCCUCCAAGGAGUAA
Molecule: messenger RNA, 1179 nt
Organism: Penicillium cataractarum
Lineage: Eukaryota; Fungi; Ascomycota; Eurotiomycetes; Eurotiales; Aspergillaceae
Product: snoRNA-binding rRNA-processing protein UTP6
Exons: 2
Coding region: 1-1179 (392 amino acids)
Biological process (GO): maturation of SSU-rRNA from tricistronic rRNA transcript (SSU-rRNA, 5.8S rRNA, LSU-rRNA)
Cellular component (GO): small-subunit processome; Pwp2p-containing subcomplex of 90S preribosome
Molecular function (GO): snoRNA binding; protein binding
Source: RefSeq, a predicted model, not a curated record